Panicum virgatum (switchgrass) is the source of this 2640-nucleotide messenger RNA. RefSeq lists its product as uncharacterized. The record is from RefSeq and is a predicted model, not a curated record. Lineage: Eukaryota; Viridiplantae; Streptophyta; Magnoliopsida; Poales; Poaceae. Gene Ontology annotation, molecular function: protein binding. The coding region runs from base 661 to 2640 and encodes 659 amino acids. The transcript has 3 exons.
AGCAGUGGACAAUUGCUGACCCCUCUCCCAGCCAUUCGUUUUGCUGAUUUGCAGCCACCUGGCAGUUCUUGUUCUCUCAUUUCCAUGCUAAAUCUCUUUCUUUUAGGUUCCCAGCGAAGUGAUUGAUAUAAAAAAUUCCAUCCAUGCUCCACAAACAGCCCAUCACCAAAAAAAAAGAAGCAUCUGAUUGUUUUCCCACUAGUCUUGUUCUUCCAUACAUAGAAUUACACCUUUUAAUCAGCAGCUCUAGUAAAAAAAUCAUAAAUUUUAUUUUUUGCUGCUUCCUUUUUAUAUUAAUCUAAACUUUUAUGUUGUUUUUCCCUUUUCUUUUACCUAAUGUUGUUUUGCGCCCUUUCUUUCCAUAGUGAUCAAUUGGAAAAAGUAAAAAAAAAAUUGUUGUGCUUCUUCAUGAUUAUUUAUGCCUUUCUUGGUUAUUGAGUCUUACAAAAAUAUAAUUGCUUUCUUCCUUCAUUGAAGCAAUUAAUUGCAUCUUCUAGCGACAAAUCGAUGUACCAAAAAGAUUUAUAUGAUUCCACCCCCUUCAAACUGAAACCCAGCAAAGUCAACUAGAUCAUAUCUUGUUAUCCACACAACAUCAACAAAAUUUUGCUGCAGGUUCCCUGUAAACUGAGAAUUUGGGUCCAGUACUGAACAUAAGUCAUGUUGGCAUCAUCUUCGUUUUACAUGCCAUUGACGGAAUGGCGUCAUUAUCUGCAAGAUAUCAAUUUCUGGCUGAAUGGAUAUAUCAACAGCCCUGCGUAUCAUAAGUUGGAAGAAAAACUUCUCAGAUAUCGCGUGCAGUGGAAUGUUGGGGUCGGACCCACAGCAUGUUUCACACGAGCUAUAUCGAGCUUCGAUCGGGAUGUAACGAUCAGGAGACAUGGUCCCUGCGACCAUGUAAUAGAGGUGGACAUGAAGCAGGCAGCAGCAGUGCUGGGAAAUCGGUUCGACAUUAAUGACAUGCUGCAUAUCAAAGUGGCAGAGCAGCUCGGGCUACUCGAACAUAAAUACGACAUGGUAGACGACGCUGAGCUGCGGUACUAUACCUACGACAUGGAGAAGAAGCAGGAUGACAGUGUCUCACCCCUGGAGCUAAAAUCCAUAGCUCCUCAAAUAAUGCAAAAUCUGCUGACCAAGAAGUACCUGCUGGUGGUUCACAAUCUCGACAGGCCAAUAAGGCCCAUCGUGCUUGAUGUUACGACAGAGGACUUAUGGCUUCCUGCCCCUAGGUGGAAUGGUUCUUUCUGGAUCGUAUCCACCACCUCCCAAGAUGUCUAUGACAGGAGCAACAAGCCAGAUGAGCCUCGCGUCAUCAAAUCCUUUUCUGGGGAUGAUAUAUUGAUUCUCACACUGCAUUCCCUGAAACAAGCGGCCAAGUACAUCUCUGUCGCGGUUGGCCAUGGAGAGGAGAAGUAUUGGCAUCAUGUGGCCCUCCAGUGCUUUCACUACGCCACCAUGCUGCUUAUUCCCCACAGUUCCAAUAUUGACCCGCCAGAGUGUGAUGCCCAGGCUGAUGUUAGCUCAGAUGUGUUGAUCCGCCAGUGGGCUGCUCAAGGCAUCCUUCCUGUCAUGAAGCCAAGUGUCCAAGAAAGAAUGGGGGAGGACACUGACCGCUACCACUGUCAGUACUAUGGUGAUGAUAUAUAUCAACUUGGAAAUGUCAUCCUCGAGGCUUUUCGGGAGUAUUCGUUGCUGCAGCUGCCUUUUUCUCCUGCAACGAAAGAUGAUGAAGCCACAAUAUCUGCUGCACACUUCCUAGCAUAUCAUAGCCUUGUUGUAGAGCCCCUCACAUCCGAUGAACUCUGUGAGGGAAAUCACUCUCAGUUGGAGCACAUGAAGUGGAUCUCACAUGUGGGCGACCAAGGAUGGCAUGUAAGCAGAGAUUGGUUGAGCCAGGGGUCCAGCGGCCCGACCACACUUAUUAUAAGGCAUUGCUCACAACAGUCGAGGUUGUUCAUGAAGCUUGAAUCUGAUCAUUUCUUGGCCAAGCUCCCUUAUCUUCGUGUUCUUGACAUUUCCUACACUCCAAUAGAGUCACUUCCUCCUUCAAUCUGCAGUCUCCAAAAACUCCAAUUGCUUUCCCUUAGGGGCUGCUAUAAUCUCAGAAGUCCAUUCAGCUUCCCAAAUGCUGAAAUCAUCCUAUGUCAUAACAACAGUAGCAGAAUAAUGUUCAAUUUGCUAUACCUCGAUCUCUCCUAUUCAAAUAUACACACAUUCCAGUGCGGUUUCUUCCAUAGCAUGCCUAAUCUAAAAGAACUCCUGCUUGUUAGGUGCUCGAACCUUGAGGAGUUGCCGCCCUCCAUUGCUGUGUUGUCUAGUCUUCAUUCAUUCUCAUUGGUUGGUACACCACAUAUAAAGCGAUUGUCAUUGCACGGAUGUAGUAAGCUAGAAUCCGUGGACAUUAAGGAAGUUGAUGGUUUGGAGGAGCUCGAUCUGUCUGCUACGGCUAUCAAGGAGCUACCAGACAACAUCUCUAAUCUGCCCCAGCUUAGGCGAUUGCUUCUCAGGGGCGUUCCUUCCCUGAGACGAUUCCCUUGGCAUAAGCUGGAUAGAUUCCCAGAUGUGUUUUGCUUGGAUCAAUGCUCAUCAACUGGAACUGUUAAUCAUGAUUGCAGUGUUAAAUCGUUUUGGAUCGACUAG